GAUGACUACAAUGUUUUUUCGGUUGACUGGAAAGAUGGUGCAAGUAACGUAUUUUACGCCCCGUCAGCCGCCAACACUGAUACAGUCGGCGCUGAAAUCUAUCUAUUCCUUCAGUUUUUGAACUCCCAGGUUGGGCAUUCCCCCAACAAUAUCCACCUAAUUGGUUACAGUUUGGGGGCGCAGUGCGCUGGUGCUGCUGGCAAGAGAAACCCUGCUAUCGCUAGAAUUACAGGGCUGGACCCUGCCUCUCCGAGCUUUGAAUCAAAGGGUAAUAAUGACAAGUUAGAUGCCAGUGACGCCCAGUUUGUUGAUGUCAUACACACUGAUGGUGACACCUUUACCGGUGCUGGUGGCUACGGAUGCUGGGCACCGAAUGGCCAUGUAGAUUUUUACCCUAACGGCGGACAAGAUCAACCGGGCUGUAUUAAUGUGAACACGGCGGGUGAACAGAAAGGGAAUCUGAGUAUCAGAAAGGAGAUGGAUGCGAGCGGUAAUGCCGGCAUGGGUUGCGACCAUGGCCGAGCACCUGACUAUUGGGUGGAAUCUAUCGGCACUGCAUGCAAGUUCAACAGUUGUCCAUGUACGCUAGGAGACGUGUGUACAUGCAGUAGUGGUUACAAUCGUAUGGGGUUUCAUGCAUCCAAAUCACCCAGCGGUAUAUUCUACUUGGUAACAUCAAACACUAGUCCAUAUUGUCUCUAA
Molecule: messenger RNA, 702 nt
Organism: Saccoglossus kowalevskii
Lineage: Eukaryota; Metazoa; Hemichordata; Enteropneusta; Harrimaniidae
Product: pancreatic triacylglycerol lipase-like
Biological process (GO): lipid catabolic process
Molecular function (GO): lipase activity
Source: RefSeq, a predicted model, not a curated record